CGCGCAGAACUGUGCACUUACAGAAUAAACACGGUUACCAAAUCUCACCCCCGGAGUCUGCUCAGCUCCAGCCCGUAGCGAUACCUGGUACAGUGUCGGUCUUUGUCUCUGGGUCUUUCUCCUGCUCUCGAGCUACACGCAACCCACUCAACAGAAACAGCCUAGGUUUGUACAGCCCCCGGCAGCUGCCGGGCUAGCAGGGCCGGGGCGCACAGCGCGCCUCCCCACCCUGGGCCCGCCGCAAGCCCUUCCUUCCCCUGUGCCAGGCACCAGCUGCGCCCCUCCGCGGCGCGGGCACUCGCAGACCCGCCUCGAGGCUGUUGACAGGUGCCUUCAGUCCUUCCUCCUUCCAGACCCCCAAAGGAAAAGAAAGCGAACAGCCAACCUCUCGCCCUCAUUAUGCACACGUUUGGAGAAUGGUUGGUGGCGAACAACCCGCAGAAUCACUUCCAUCUCGUCGUCCCUGGACGGGAGGAGACAGCCCCAGUGACCGAGGCCGGGGCUAAGCCUUCUUGAGAGCGUUCCUCCACUUCUGCCGAUCACUUCUGCCUUCAAGGGGGGCUCGCGACCAGGUUGAAGUGCUGCUGAUGGGUGCCAGGGAGACAGAGCGAUGCCCAGACGGCCUGGGCCGCCGGAGACAGCAAGCUGUCCAACGUGGCCACGUCCGUAUCCAACAAGUCCCAGGCCAAGGUGAGCGGCAUGUUCGCCAGGAUGGGUUUUCAGGCUGCCACCGACGAGGAGGCGGUGGGCUUCGCGCACUGCGACGACCUCGACUUUGAGCACCGUCAGGGCCUGCAGAUGGACAUCCUGAAAACCGAGGGCGAGCCCUGCGGGGACGAGGGCGCUGAACCGCCCGUCGAAGGAGACAUCCAUUACCAGCGAGGCGGUGGCGCGCCCCUGCCGCCCUCGGGCUCCAAGGACCAGUCCCUGGGAGCUGGUGGCGAGUUCGGGGGCCACGACAAGCCCAAGAUCACGGCGUGGGAGGCGGGCUGGAACGUGACCAACGCUAUCCAGGGCAUGUUCGUGCUGGGCCUGCCCUACGCCAUCCUGCACGGCGGCUACCUGGGAUUGUUCCUCAUCAUCUUCGCCGCCGUGGUGUGCUGCUACACUGGCAAGAUCCUCAUCGCAUGCCUGUACGAGGAGAACGAAGACGGCGAGGUGGUACGCGUGCGGGACUCGUAUGUGGCCAUCGCCAACGCUUGCUGCGCUCCGCGCUUCCCCACGCUGGGCGGCCGCGUAGUGAACGUGGCGCAGAUCAUCGAGCUGGUGAUGACUUGCAUCCUGUACGUGGUGGUGAGCGGCAACCUCAUGUACAACAGCUUCCCAGGGCUGCCCGUGUCGCAGAAGUCCUGGUCCAUCAUCGCCACGGCGGCGCUGCUGCCCUGCGCCUUCCUUAAGAACCUCAAGGCCGUGUCCAGGUUCAGCCUGCUGUGCACUUUGGCCCACUUCGUCAUCAACAUUCUGGUCAUUGCCUACUGCUUAUCAAGGGCGCGCGAUUGGGCCUGGGAGAAGGUCAAGUUCUAUAUCGACGUCAAGAAGUUUCCCAUCUCCAUUGGCAUCAUCGUGUUCAGCUACACGUCGCAGAUCUUCCUGCCUUCGCUGGAGGGCAACAUGCAGCAGCCCAGCGAGUUCCACUGCAUGAUGAACUGGACGCACAUCGCCGCCUGCGUGCUCAAAGGCCUCUUCGCGCUCGUCGCCUACCUCACCUGGGCCGAUGAGACCAAGGAGGUCAUCACGGAUAACCUGCCCGGUUCCAUCCGCGCCGUGGUCAACAUCUUCCUGGUGGCCAAGGCCCUGUUGUCCUACCCGUUGCCCUUCUUCGCUGCUGUCGAGGUGCUGGAGAAGUCGCUCUUCCAGGAAGGCAGCCGCGCCUUCUUUCCCGCCUGCUAUGGCGGCGACGGGCGCCUCAAGUCGUGGGGCCUGACGCUGCGCUGCGCGCUGGUCGUCUUCACGCUGCUCAUGGCCAUCUACGUGCCGCACUUCGCGUUGCUUAUGGGCCUCACCGGCAGCCUCACGGGCGCCGGCCUCUGCUUCCUCCUGCCCAGCCUCUUCCACCUGCGCCUGCUCUGGCGCAAGCUGCUGUGGCACCAGGUCUUCUUCGACGUCGCCAUCUUCGUCAUCGGCGGCAUCUGCAGCGUGUCCGGCUUCGUGCACUCGCUGGAGGGCCUCAUUGAGGCCUACCGAACCAACGCGGAGGACUAGGGCACUAGGGCCAGCCCCGGCCACCCUCCCGCGCUCUCCCCGCUGCCCACCCACCCCUCCCCCAACAAACCCGUGCGCCCUGCAGCCGCGCUUGGGAAGCCAAGCUUUAAACAUCUCUGGCUCCCCGUUUCUGAUUUUGGGGGUUGGGGGCGGGAGGGGAUAGGGAUCCACAAUCCAUUGCGUCUGCGUUUCUGUUGUCCUUUCUUUUCCACAACACCCUGGUUUCGGGGGAGGCGGCGGCGCAUCUGUGGGCAGGGUUUUCUGUCCUUCCAGGAGGGGCCCCGACACUUCGGUCCCUGUCACCGAGGGGGGGGGGAAGGGAGGGAGAGGGGGCACAACUCGCAGGCGCAGAAACUUGACCUUGCGGGCACAUUUCACAGCCAUCAGUGCUUGGAAUCUGCAGAGUCUAGCCAUUUCCAGCAAGAACGAUUCCCAUUCCGGAGACAUUUCAACCCUUCAGCGGGAAAGGCUGGCCGGGAAAUCCGUUUCGGGUGGGCGAUUUCCUUCGCCGAAGCGGGGAAGCGAGAAGCCCCGGCGGGGCCGACUUGCUUGCCGGUUUUCAGGAAUCCAAACUCAUCUUGUGCAAUUUAUCAGGUUGUGGAACUGUUCUGCUGUGCGUGUGGUGUGCUCGUGGUGAAUAAGAUGAAAUGUAUAUCAGAAAAAAAAAUCUUUCUCUAAUUUAGAGUGCGGUGCAUAAUUAUAUCCGCAAAUAAAGAAGAAACAAAGGCG
Globicephala melas (long-finned pilot whale) is the source of this 2931-nucleotide messenger RNA. RefSeq names its product solute carrier family 32 member 1 (gene SLC32A1). The record is from RefSeq and is a predicted model, not a curated record. Gene Ontology annotation, molecular function: L-amino acid transmembrane transporter activity. Gene Ontology annotation, biological process: amino acid transmembrane transport. Gene Ontology annotation, cellular component: vacuolar membrane. NCBI's taxonomy places the organism in Eukaryota, Metazoa, Chordata, Mammalia, Artiodactyla, Delphinidae.